Messenger RNA from Cannabis sativa, 1410 nucleotides. Its product is annotated as protein neprosin-like. The coding region runs from base 144 to 1337 and encodes 397 amino acids. The transcript has 7 exons. Lineage: Eukaryota; Viridiplantae; Streptophyta; Magnoliopsida; Rosales; Cannabaceae. The record is from RefSeq and is a predicted model, not a curated record.
UUGGAUACUUAUAAGAUAUCUUAGUUAUUUUGUAUAUAUAGUAUGAAUAUAUUGAAUGAAAAGUAAACACACAAUAUAUACAGAGACAUGGAUAUGGAUCAAAUAGCUGUGCUUAAUUGGAAUAUCUUCACAACACUAAUAUCAUGAUUAGAACCGUCGUUACAAGGAGUAGCAUAUUACUUUUGGCAAUUUUAUGUUUUAUCCUUAUUAACUUUGCAGAUGGAAGAAGAUUACAUAGUACAGAUAUAGGCAAACGUAAGGGAACGAUCAAAACCAUAGAGAGUGAUGAUGGUGACGUGAUCGAUUGUGUUGAUAUAUACAAGCAACCUGCUUUUGAUCAUCCUCUUCUCAAGAACCACACCAUAGAGUCAAGUUCAAUUAAAAUAAAUAAUCAAGUAAAAGGAGAAAAGGAUUAUGUACUGAAGGAGUUACAAGGAUGGCUUAAGUUUGGAGAAUGCCCAGAAGGAACAGUGCCCAUAGUUCGAACACCAACAUUUGCUAAAUAUGGUCCAAAAACCCAUUUAAAAUCUCAUUAUUACAGUAAACUCAUACAACCUUAUAAUCAGCGCAAUGCUUCACCUAGUGAUGAUGGUCAUGAGUAUGCUGAAGUAUCAAUCUUUGGUGGUCCAUAUUUUGGAGCUAAAGCAAAUAUCAACUUAUGGAGUCCAGAUCCUCACGGAACAAUGAGUAUUUCUCAAAUUUGGGUAGCAUCAUCAUCGGAUAAUUAUGAUGAACUUAAUACUAUAGAAGCUGGUUGGGUAAUUGGUACUGGUGAUCCAAGAACACGAUUCUUUAUUUAUUGGACAAGUGAUGGCUAUAGAAGCACAGGUUGUAAAAAUUUUGAUUGUCCCGGUUUUGUACAAGUAAGCAGAAUGGCUGCUAUAGGUUCUGUAUUGGAGCCUAUUUCCAAUUAUGACGGGAAGCAAAUCUUUAUAAAUGUUACAAUAGACCAGCAUAAGGAGAGUGGAGAAUGGUGGCUGACAUUUCAAAAUGAGGCAAUAGGUUAUUGGCCAAAUUCCAUAUUCACGAGGCUUGGUAAUGGUGCCAACAGCCUGUGUUGGGGUGGAGAAAUUGUUAACGACGAGCCCAAUGGUCAUCACUCGGAAACUCAGAUGGGGAGUGGUCAUUUUCCUGACCAAGGCUACACUAAAUCAAGUUGUUUUACUAAUGUAAUGUACAAAGAUGAUUCCCAAACCUUCAAAGAUGCCGAUAACCUCACCACUUAUGUUACCAAGCCUUUGUGUUACGAUAUCAAAGUAGUAAAUGACAAUACUGCUGGUCAAGGAACUCAUUUCUUCUAUGGUGGUCCUGGCUAUUCAGACCAAUGUCCAAAUUGAUAUUAUUACAUAUGCAUAUAUAUGUUUUGAGUUUUAAUGUAUCUCACUACAUAAAAUAAAAGUGAAUUUUGAU